Messenger RNA from Epinephelus fuscoguttatus (brown-marbled grouper), 2240 nucleotides. RefSeq names its product complexin 2, like (gene cplx2a). The record is from RefSeq and is a predicted model, not a curated record. NCBI's taxonomy places the organism in Eukaryota, Metazoa, Chordata, Actinopteri, Perciformes, Serranidae. The transcript has 4 exons. Gene Ontology annotation, biological process: synaptic vesicle exocytosis; neurotransmitter transport; regulation of neurotransmitter secretion. The coding region runs from base 337 to 738 and encodes 133 amino acids. Gene Ontology annotation, cellular component: terminal bouton; SNARE complex. Gene Ontology annotation, molecular function: syntaxin binding.
CUCCCUCCCCCUCUCUCCCUCUGCAUGCUCUCAUCUCGUCCUGCAGGGAUAGACUCUCUUCCUCCGCCGCUGCAGCCUGACUCUGACACAACCGGCAUGUCUGCAAACUGAGAGCCGCACAGGAAGACACACACACAGGCGCAAUCCCCUCCUUCUUAAGACGCACAACUUGUGUUUUCUGUCCCCCUCGUUGAAGCAGAAGAAAGAGGCUGAUUAUAACACUGCGACGAGGCUUAUUUUUUUUUUUGGAGGGACAAAGAUUUGGAAGAGGAUCAAAACAAGGUCUGUCCCCGAUAACGUGACCACUGAAGGAAGAGAACACAGAACUGCUUCAUCAUGAAUUUUGUAAUGAAAGCUGCGCUGGGAGGAGGUCCUCCUGAUGUGGGCAAGAUGCUGGGUGGGGAGGAGAAGGAGGAGGACCCUGAUGCAGCCAAGAAAGAGGAGGAGAGACAGGAGGCGCUGAGGCAGCAGGAGGAGGAGAGGAAGGCCAAAUAUGCCAAGAUGGAGGCCGAGAGGGAAAGCAUGAGGCAAGGCAUCAGGGAUAAGUAUGGUUUGAAAAAGCGCGAGGAGGCUGAAGCCGAGGCAGCAGCUGCCGCAGAGGAGCCCGCAGAGGGCAGCUUGACUCGACCCAAGAAGGCCGUGCCGGCUGGCUGCGGUGACGAGGAGGAAGAAGAGAGCAUCAUGGACACAGUGAUGAAAUACCUGCCAGGCCCGCUGCAAGACAUGCUGAAGAAGUAGGCUAGCUUGCAAGCUAACGCUAACGUUAUCUAGCUUAGUUAAUAGGCGACAUUCACAAGGUUGGCUUAAAUCAGGUUUCCACCCACAUGACAGAUGUGAACAUGAAAUUUAAUCCGGCAUGGGAGCGUUGGUGUUUGGACAAAGUUUUAUGGUGGGGAAAUGAAUCAGAUGUGAACCAGCAGUGUGAAUUGCAGCCAUUAGACGGCCAGGUGAACGUUAGCUAACGUUAAAGUUAGCUAUGUUACGCUAAUGAAGCUAACAGCGAGCAGAGGGGCUAAAAAACACAAUGUUAGAUGGUUUAUCCUUCUAGUCUGAGACAUUUUAAACUCCUUUUUCUCUCCUCUGCAGAGCUCUCUCGCAGCACUGAAAAAUAAUAUCCGUGUCCACCACGCUGUUCACUCAAUUUGUACAUAAAUAAAUAAAUGAAUAUUACAAGCCUCAAGGUGGGCAAACAAUCAUAAAAUAUUAUAUGAAAUUAUUAUACUUACUGUGUGUCUGUCUCUAAAAUAAGAAAAGAUGUGAUAACUUGAUAAGCCAUAUUUUAAAAAGGAAAUUUAAAGACUACUGUUGUGUGCUCCUAAAGCUACUGUUUUGUGUUCGACCAUGUCUGAAACUUAUGUAAAACUUUUUGCACACAGUGUUACACAUUCUCUGCCCUGUCGGACCUGUUGUCUCUCUCCCCUACACAUCAGUGUAAUAACAUUCAUGUAGUGUAGUGUUUAAAAAAUGUUUCUAUUCCCCUUGUUCAGUGCGUCUCCUUCUCAUGUCUUGCAUGCCAUUUGUCUGAACACGUUUGUUGUGUGAAUAUGUAAAAACUCACUGCGCCCUGCCCCUUUUAUCCUCUUCUUUAUCAUGCAAAAAAUAUUAAGGCAAUAACUCCUAAGUUUGAGUGUGUUUUCACUACCGUGUCGAUAUAACCGUUAAUAAUAUCAGUAAUGAAAAAAUGAUAUGUAUGCAUUCAGGAAAUUUCAUUUACAGGGUUUUCUUUUUUUGUUGGCUCAUUGUUUCGAUGAAGAAUGAUCAUGUAGCCGUUAAUACAAACAGCCAAAACCUUAAGCUUUCAGCCAUAAAACCAGAACUUACAGUAUAUAUACUAUUACUAUCAGGAUCUACUACUAGGGAGAGAAUACUGAGUGAAUCUGUAUGAAUAAAGAAGAAAUAUGUAUUUAUAAUAAGCAGUAUACACUUAGAAAGUGGACUAUAAGUCUGGAUUUUGCAUCAAGAAAGAUACCACUCUCCCUCAACACACACACACACACAUACACUCAUACACAUGCAUACACGCACAUACACGCACACAUACACACACUGUGACUUUGGCUACUGAUUUAGUUCCACUGCAAAACCAGACAUGAAGUGAUGCUCGAUUCAGUUCUACUUAUUGUUGGUUCAGGUGUGAGAAUGAGCUGCUGAGCGUGACGUGUUAUGCCAUUGAGCAAUAAAAGAUUAUCAUGUAUGUUUCUGCCUGAGAUUCAAUAAAAACUUAAAACCUUGUUCACAGA